AUGGAAACAUGGACAGUUAAACGUGAUGAAUGUAUAUAUACAUCAUGCUAUUGUGAAGAAAACAUUUGGAAACUUUGUGAAAGUUGGAAACAAAAUGAUCCAAAUCAUUUAGACAAUCUUUAUGCAGUAUUUAUAUCGAAUGAACGUCGACAAAUUCUUAUUUGGAAACAAAAAUCUGGGCACAAUGACUAUCCUGUUAAUUGGGUACUAUAUUUUUUACCAUAUCAAAUCGAUAAAUCUGUAUCACCUACAAUCAUCUAUGAUUUCGAUUCUACACUACCAUUUCCUGUUUCUGCAGUCGAUUAUCUUCAAUCUGCUAUUCGUGAUGAAAUAAAUCUAUCGCGUAAAUUUCAUCGCAUGUUUCGAGUCAUACCAGCUCAAGAGUAUCUUAAUACAUUUGCAUCAGAUCGUUCACAUAUGCUCGCAGCAGAUAAAAUAACAUAUAAUAAACCACCACCAUCAUAUCCAGCGAUAUUUAAUGAAAAAUCAACAAAUAAUAUCAAUGAUUUUAUUGACAUGAAAUCAAAAACUGGGCCUGGUACUGUCAUGAAUUUAACUGAGUUUCGUGAAUUUUUAUGA
Molecule: messenger RNA, 579 nt
Organism: Adineta steineri
Lineage: Eukaryota; Metazoa; Rotifera; Eurotatoria; Adinetida; Adinetidae
Source: the annotation of a GenBank genome assembly